ACGAGAGCUGCUACACGAACGGACACCUGAGUACGACGCUCAUCGACUGGAUCCCGGGCAUGCCGCCGAUCAGCCUUGGAGACGUCUCCAGUUUCGUCCGCACCACCGACCCGGACGACUUCGGCCUCCAUUUCAACAUCGUGGAGGCCAACGGCUGCACCAAGGCCGGCGCGCUCAUCAUCAACACCUUCGACGACCUAGAGGCUGACGUCCUCGCCGCCCUCCGCGCCGAGUACCCGCGCAUCUACACCGUCGGCCCCCUAGGCUACCUCCUCAACCACCAGCUAAGGGGCGACGACGAUGCCUCCGCCAUAGGCCUAAGCCUGUGGAAGCAGGACACCGAGUGCCUCGCGUGGCUGGACACGCAGCAGCCGGGCUCCGUCGUGUACGCCAACUUCGGCAGCCUUACGGUCCUUUCCACCGACCAGCUCGCCGAGUUCGCGUGGGGCCUCGCGGCCAGCGGCCAUCCGUUCCUCUGGUCCAUCAGGGACAACCUUGUCCCCGGCGCCGGCGCUGGCGCGAGCUCGCUGCCGGCGGAGUUCGUCGCGGCGACGGCAGGGCGGUGCUGCCUGACCACGUGGUGCCAGCAGGAUCGGGUCCUUGGGCACCCGGCCGUGGGGUGCUUCCUGACGCACAACGGGUGGAACUCCACCUGCGAGAGCGUGGCGGCCGGCGUGCCCAUGGUGUGCUGGCCGGGGUUCGCCGACCAGUACACCAAUUGCAAGUACGCCUGCGAGGUGUGGGGCGUGGGCCUCCGGGUUGACGAGGAGGUGAGAAGGGAGCAGGUGGCCAGCCACGUCAGGCAUGCGAUGAAGGCAGAGGAGAUGCGGGGGAGCGCGGCCGGGUGGAAGGCCAAGGCGGAGGAGGCAGUGGCGCCCGGCGGGUUGUCGUGCGAGAACCUGCAGAGCAUGGUCAGAGCGCUCGGCUGUGUCAAUGCUGCUGAAGUCCCAGGAGUUUAACUGACCGACCAGUAUCGGGGUCACCCGGUCCUCAGGCAAAGUGUUCUACGACUGCAAUUGCAAUCAGUGAUGCCAAUAAAGUGCCUGUAAGGCUUAAGCCACUGCUCGUUAUUUAUUUCGUACUCUGUAAUUCGAAUAUCCAACACAGCCGUCUGA
Molecule: messenger RNA, 1115 nt
Organism: Triticum aestivum (bread wheat)
Lineage: Eukaryota; Viridiplantae; Streptophyta; Magnoliopsida; Poales; Poaceae
Product: UDP-glycosyltransferase 85A3-like
Exons: 1
Coding region: 60-959 (299 amino acids)
Molecular function (GO): quercetin 7-O-glucosyltransferase activity; quercetin 3-O-glucosyltransferase activity
Source: RefSeq, a predicted model, not a curated record